Molecule: messenger RNA, 975 nt
Organism: Hylaeus volcanicus
Lineage: Eukaryota; Metazoa; Arthropoda; Insecta; Hymenoptera; Colletidae
Exons: 5
Coding region: 1-891 (296 amino acids)
Source: RefSeq, a predicted model, not a curated record
AUGUUGUCUUUAAAAGAACAGUGCAAUAGACUGAACUAUGUUGAAAAAUGCAUUUCACGCAAUGAUACUAUAAGAAAGACGCCAUGCAAUGCAAAAAUAUGCAAACCAUGUAAAAAAUUUGCUUGUAGAAAUACUAGAUUAAACAAAGUUCAAACUGAUUUAACAGAUGAAAAAACUACUAAUACCUAUGUAAAAAGCAAUACAAUUAGUCAAGAUUCUUUAGCAAUCAAAGAAAAUCAAAGUAAAUCUGAUCAAAUAGACAUGAGUUUACAAUCAUUUAAAUCUUAUGUUAAUGACAAACAAAUCGAUACAUUUGAAGAGAAGAAUGAACAAACUAUACCUACAAAAGAUAAUUUUCAUGCUGAAUUAAGCACAAAUACUUCAAAUAUAAAUAAUGCACAACACAAGACAGGAUCAAGCAAAGAGAAAAUUCAACCUGUAGUAGAUAAAGAUAUAAUGCAGAAUGUAAAUGAAUUAAAAGAAGUUUACAGCAUAAAAGAUAUUCCUGUCAACGAGAAAAAGAUGCUCGAAAGAAUUCAAAAGGAUCUCUCGAACGAAAGAAAACGCACGGAAGAACUUGAAAAGAAAUUAGAAAAUUUAACUUGCAGUAUGAAAUGUCUUCAAGAAGAUAGCGAGCAAAAAGCGGAUUGUUUAAAAAGUGCGUUGAAAACAGCCGAAGAACAAACUAAACGUGCAAUGGAUUUGGCGAAACGAUCAAGUGAUCAAACAGAUUUAGUUAAAUCAGAUAGAAAUGAGCUAUUAAAAGAGAUUACGAGAUUGCAACAACAGAUAGUUGAAGCUACCCAAGCAAAUACAACUUUGAAGUUAGAACGGGAUGACCUAAAAAAUAAAUUGGACUCUUUAACAGAGGAUGAAUCUAAAAGAUAUUAAAAACAUGCUUCAAGGUGCGAAGAAGUUGAGCAGGAAGUAAAUAGAAUGAAAUGCGCGGUAAAAGUAAAAGAAGAUGCUUUAAAU